UGUUGGGGAUUUGACGGGGUCGGCAAAUGCAGGGGGGCUGCUACUGGUGGUUAUGCCAGACAGAGCGACUCCGGAAAUGCCAAGAGGCUGGCCGUGGUUAGUGGCAGAAGAUACUCGUAGUACAUCAUCUUAUCAUAUUCUUUACAACGGGGCAGUGAUUGGACCAACACAACAUCUGGGACAUGCCUUCAGGGCUCUCUUUGGAUUGUAUUACAUAUUAGAUCUGUCAUACCCCCCUUUCAUUGGCAAGGCGACUGCACAAGAAGACCUAAAAGUUGUAAGGAGAAAGGCCAGGGGCAUUUUAAACUACCUUUAGGAACACUUUAAUAUGUUUUAUUCUGAUUACCACAGUUUUGCCUUUGGGAGGAUAUUUAGCAC
Messenger RNA from Owenia fusiformis, 378 nucleotides. The record is from the annotation of a GenBank genome assembly. Lineage: Eukaryota; Metazoa; Annelida; Polychaeta; Sabellida; Oweniidae.